AUAGAACUCGGAAGAGUUACAACAGGGCGACACACGAUCUGGGCAUGGACAUGGUGGACCGGUUACCUGGCCACUCUGCACUAAAUAAUCAGACACUCAGACAAAACAAACACUGGACUCUACGCUAAACCCUAACCUGGGAGAUCAAAAUGCCUACGAGCCAAACUAGAUCUAGGACGAGAGACCGGAGCAACGCGCUGAACAGAGCGGAGUUCGUGUCUCUUCUCCAGCAGCCGCUGAGGAGCAACAGUAAUGCCGAAGCUCGUGCGCGGAGGCCGUCGCACAAACAGCCGCAGUGUACACACGCGAGCGGCGGAGACAGCACGCAGCAGGAGCCGGGAGACAGCAACAAGGACAGAAAAGAGCUCCCGGAGGAGGAUUGCAUGCAGCUCAACCCGUCAUUCAAGGGCAUCGCGAUGAGCUCUCUGCUAGCCAUAGAUAUCUGCAUGUCAAAGCGACUCGGCGUGUGCGCGCAUGCGACAUCGUCAUGGGGCAGCGCGCGCGCCAUGAUCAAACUGCUCGCGCUCACCGGCCACGGCAUCCCGUGGAUCAUCGGCACACUGGUGUGUCUCACCAGGAGCAACACACUAGCUGGCCAGGAGGUUUUAGUCAAUUUGCUGCUUGCUCUCAUAUUGGAUGUGAUGACUGUGGCAGGAAUGCAGAAGUUGGUGAAACGCAAAGGGCCCUGGGAAAUGUCGCCCAGUUUCCUUGACUACCUGGCCAUGGACACCUACUCCUUCCCAGCAGCCCAUGCGAGUCGGGCAGCCAUGGUGUCUAAGUUCUUGCUAGCACACUUGGUUCUUGCAGUUCCUUUGCGCAUUUUGCUUGUUCUGUGGGCCAUGCUAGUGGGUAUGUCACGUGUACUGCUCGGUCGCCACCACCUCACAGACGUAGGAUGUGGCUUUGCUUUAGGAUUUCUUCAUUACAGUCUAGUGGAGAUGGUGUGGUUGUCGUCCAGCACAUGUCAGGCUUUAAUCUCUAUUGGGACACUUAACUGGAGCCCCCUGUAUUGAUCAGUGUGUGAUUACCUGCAGCCUUUUAAUCAGGCUAAAACCUGUUGGCCCAGUGCCCAUACUGCAGAGUUAUAGUGAUAAUGUAUUUGUGCAUAUUUGGAGAGAAUCUAAAGUAGUUUUGAAAGUUGAAUUAAAACAUUUUAUUUUCUGCAGAGUUAUAUAGGCCUGAUAUUUGAGAGGCAGUAGGGAUGCACACAGGCUGGAAAUUUGAUGAAAACAUAUCAAGGUCCAUGCAAUGAAUUCUACUGUUUUGCAUGGUUACAUAGCAAAAAACAUCUACAGUGGUGCUUGAAAGUUUGUGAACCCUUUAGAAUGUUCUAUAUUUCUGCAUAAAUAUGACCUAAAACAUCACCAGAUUUUCUCACAAGUCCUAAAAGUAGAUAAAGAGAACCCAAUUAAACAAAUGAGACAAAAAAUAUUAUACUUGACAAUUUAUUUAGAGGAAAAUGAUCCAAUAUCUGUGAGUGGCGAAAGUAUGUGAACCUUUGUUUUCAGUAUCUGGUGUGACCCCUUGUACAGCAAUAAGUGCAAUGAAGCACUUAUAAGGUGCUCAUUCACACCUGAUUGUUAACCCAUUGAUUGAAAACACCUGCCUCUAAUUUCACCUUCAAAUUAACUGCUAAUCCUAGAUGUCCACAUACUUUUGCCACUCACAGAUAUGUAAUAUUACAUAAUUUUCCUCAAUAAA
Ictalurus punctatus (channel catfish) is the source of this 1701-nucleotide messenger RNA. It is a transcript of the gene plpp7a, whose product is annotated as phospholipid phosphatase 7a (inactive). The transcript is spliced from 2 exons. Gene Ontology annotation, cellular component: nuclear envelope. Gene Ontology annotation, molecular function: sphingosine-1-phosphate phosphatase activity. The record is from RefSeq and is a predicted model, not a curated record. Lineage: Eukaryota; Metazoa; Chordata; Actinopteri; Siluriformes; Ictaluridae. Bases 150 to 1013 code for a protein of 287 amino acids.